Molecule: messenger RNA, 2630 nt
Organism: Dryobates pubescens (Downy woodpecker)
Lineage: Eukaryota; Metazoa; Chordata; Aves; Piciformes; Picidae
Exons: 20
Coding region: 1-1842 (613 amino acids)
Molecular function (GO): catalytic activity
Source: RefSeq, a predicted model, not a curated record
AUGGCGCCGCUCCUGCUGCUCCUGCUCUGGCUGCUGCCGGCCGCUGCCGCCUUUUACCUGUGCUGCGUACGACGGCACACGGGCGGUGCGGGGGCCACGCUGCAUCGCCGGGAGCCGGGCCGGGCUGAGAAGAGGGGCUACAGCCCACCCAAGGAACCCUGGGCGCCACGGCUGUGCGGCUCCGGGCUGCGGCUCUUCGUCCAUGUGGCCAACACGGCUUUUGGCCAGAUCUGCUUACUGCCAUUCUUAAUGAGGCUGAACAGCUUCUUGCUUUUGCGUUCACUUGACAUUCAUGAAGAUCCCACAUUUAUCCCAGAGGUUGCUGCAGAGGGUGGAGAAGACAAGUCUGAGGCUAAAAACACUUCAAAUGUUAUAGAGCAGCUGCUGGAUGCAAGGUCUGAUUCUACUGAAAAUGGGUUUAGCUUCAAAGGGAUCAAAGACUACUUGGACUGCUACCGGAGUGGGAAGCUGACCCCAGCUCAGGUAGCAAAGAACAUCAUUGCCACACUGGAGGACUGUGACAAAUCCACCCCCCCACUCAGAGCAAUAGUGCAAUGGGACCAGGAGCAGAUAAUGCUGAUGGCUGAGGCCUCCACUGCUCGUUACAGGAAUAAGUGUACCCUGUCUUAUCUGGAUGGUAUCCCAGUGUGUCUGAAAGAGGAGUUCAAAGUGGUACCUUACCAUCACCGUGUGGGCACAGUCUAUCUUGGGACAGAGCCUGAAACAGAAGAUGCUACUGUGGCCAAGAAGCUGAGAGAGGCAGGGGCUGUCAUUAUUGGGGUCUCAAACAUGCAUGAACUAGGGACUGGAACAACUGGAUGCAACCCUAACAGGUACCACAAGAUCCCUAGGAAUCCCUACAAGCCUAACUGCUUCACAGGUGGGAGCUCCAGUGGGUCAGCAGCAGCUGUAGCAGCAGGUCUCUGCCCGGUGGCUAUUGGCACAGAUGGAGGUGGCUCUGUGAGGAUUCCUGCUGCAUUCUGUGGUGUGGUGGGGCUGAAAGGUACCUUUGGGCGCAUCAGUGCCCACGGUUGCUUGCCGCUGUCCUACUCCACAGUCAGUGUAGGCCCUAUCUGUACUUCAGUGACUGAUGCAGCCAUUGUUUACAGCCUCCUUGCUGAGCCUGAUCCGCUCUACCCAUACGGACUGAAACAGCCCAAAGCAACCCUGUCUGAUAUGUGUGCUCCUGACCUGAAAGGCUUAAAACUGGGAGUGGACUGGACAUAUUUUAAGGCAUGUGAUGCUGAAGUUGUGUCCAUCUGUGAAAAAGCUGUGUGGCACCUGCAGAGCUUGGGAGCCUGUGUGGUUGAAGUGUCUCUUCCAGAGAUGGAGGAAGUGCGAGUAGCACAUGCAACCUGCAUUCUCAGUGAGAUGAGGGACUUCCUGCAGCCUGACUUCAACAAACACUUCCAUGAAAUGAACUUGGAGACUCGGGCGACCAUGGCCUUGGCUUCCCAGUUCACAGCUCUGGAUUACAUUAAGGCAAACCGACAGAGAACUCGGAGCAUGGCGUUUCUGCGAGAGAUCUUCGCCGCUGUGCACUGUAUCCUUACACCAGCUGUUCCUUCCACUGCCCCAAGAAUCUAUGAAUCUGACCUCGUGACUGGGAGCAGUGAUUUGUCCUUCACAGUCCGGUCCAUGAGGUUCAUGCAGCUUGGUAACUUCACUGGGAUUCCAGGCCUUGUGGUGCCCGUUGGAUAUUCUGCUGCUGGGCUCCCUAUCAACUUCCAGGUCAUGGCAAAAUGGUGGGAUGAAGCUGUUCUCCUGAGGGUUGGCCUGAAGCUAGAGCAGUUUCGUAAUCAGACCAAAAAGCCAUCCAUUUAUUAUGACAUCCUUGCAUAAGGAUGUGACCAAGAUGGGAACCAACUCUUUUCUUUUUCCCCCUCUCCCUCUUGUCCUAGUCUGACCUGACCAAGUAUUAGAGUGGCCUUUUUUCAGUGUUCAUCUGAAUAAGGCCUUAGUAGCAGGCCAUUUGAGGGAGGGGAGAAACAGUGAUCUGAGCAGGCACUGAUGCUGAGCAGACAUAAUUUUUACUCCAUUUGUUAUUUGAUGGCCCAGUUGAUACAGGGGAGGCCAACUGUGCUAGCUAAGUUCCUUGCUGUGGUGUUGCUAGCAGGGGAAGCUGCAACUAUCUUCUGCAACUUCUUUCCAUGUAGUGGUCCUAUGUAAAGAUGGAAGGCAGGUGCAUCUGCAGGACUUCAUGUGAGCAACCCAUGUAACUGGAUGGAAAGGUACAACCCCUAGGCCUCAAACCUUCUGUUCUUGAUCCAGGACAGAACAAAGGUCCUGUUUGGAGGGGGUAGAGGCAGCUUUCAUUAAUAAAUAACACCUAGCUCAUUUGGAAGGAGGAUGAUCUGAAGUUAGGUGGUGUCUGCUGUGGCCCCUUCGAUAAGCCCUCAGAGCAAACCAGAAAGCCUGUAGCUAUGGAAGUGUCACUGUGCUUCUGUGCCUCAUGCUGCAAAUGGUGUAAGGUUAGCUGGCCUGCUGCACAAAGCAUGGCUCUGCUCAUUCCAUGAACAGGCCUACCUCUGCCCUUCAGCCUGAUGUGCAGGGGGAGGAAAAAGCAGAGCAUCAACCUUCAGCAACUCUGUCACCCAAGGGCCUUGGCUCAGGAUUAUGGCUUUCAAUUG